Messenger RNA from Ruditapes philippinarum (Manila clam), 1707 nucleotides. RefSeq lists its product as uncharacterized. The record is from RefSeq and is a predicted model, not a curated record. Lineage: Eukaryota; Metazoa; Mollusca; Bivalvia; Venerida; Veneridae. The transcript is spliced from 4 exons. The coding region runs from base 127 to 1692 and encodes 521 amino acids.
ACAAUGUAAGAAAUUGAGUUUUUUUUCAGAUACAUUUGGAACCAUUUCAUAUUUGGUGUUACUGGGCAAUAUAUACCACUCAAUGAAAAGAAUCUUCACCUUCAUGUGUCAGUACUUUCACAAUCGAUGGCGAAUGUGCGGGUCAUUGCUCCACUGUUGAAACUCGAUAACAUAUAUCAGGUAUCAAAUUCAACGUUGAUUACGCUUAGUGGCGAUCUAUCUCAAAACGAAGACGGGAAACAACUAAAAGGAAUAGAAGUAACAUCUGAUGUGAAUAUAUCAAUUACCUACAUAACAGUUGGAAGUGCUGACUGGUUUGAAGGAAUGCUAGUCCUUCCGACAAAAGCGCUUGGUAUGCAUUACUAUGCUGCUUCAUAUCGGCCUAUUUCAUCUUUCUCCAGUGAAGUUCUCGUCGCCGCGAUAGAGAACGACACUGAUGUUGUAAUUAACAUAACUCUGAACCUUCAUGGACAUGGUAGUACAUCAUUCCGCUUGCAAAAGUACGAAACAUAUCAAUUUAAGUCAAAAUUCGACGUGACAGAGAGUUACAUCUCCUCAAAUAAACCUAUCGCUGUUAUAUCCGGAGCUGCUCUUGUAAACAUACCUCCAAAUACUGGCGACACCCAAUCUCUAAUCGAGCACUUGACACCGAUUAAAUACUGGACAACCCAAUUUAUUGUUCCACCAACUUAUCCCCGAACACAUUUUGUUUUGAGAAUAUUUGCAAGUAAAGAUGGAACUUUAAUGAGGUAUCACAGCAAAGCCGGGAACCAUGCAAGACAUAUGAGGAAAGGCCGGCUUAUAGCAUUGACAGGGGGAUCUGACCCAAUGACAAUUACCGCAAACAAACCUAUAAUGGUCGUCCAAUAUGGUCACGACGGAGAUAACAUAGCGGGGGAUCCAUUUAUGAUGAAUGUACAAGGUGUGUCCCAGUUUGUUGACUCAUACAAGUUUGAAGUCCCUUCAUUUUACGACAGUGGUAGUAAUAGUAUAGCAAUUACAACAAAGAAGGCGGAUGUCGGCGGUAUUGAGUUGAACGGUCUGCCUAUUGGACAGUGGGAAAUUAAAACAUUACCUGUUGUUAGUCCCUUUGCAGAUUAUGUUACAAUUUUCGUGAAUGUGACAGCUAACAACUCUUAUGAUUUGUCUCACAGCGGGGGAGCAAAGUUUGGCGCUUUUCUGUAUGGACGACCUGGUAUUGCUGCGGCAUAUGGAUAUCCCCUAAGACUUAUGUUACAUGAUGCAGAGAAAAAUUGUACGCUUCCUUCCACCACCACCAUCACUACAAUACCAACAACAACACCAACUACAACCACUAUCGUAACCACAGCAGUAUCUACAGCAUCCACAACAACCCUUAGCUCUUCAUCCACAACUAAACCAGAUUUUCAUUGGUGUUUCAAAUGUGAAAAUACAUCAAACUUAAAAGCUUGCAAGAAUGUUCAAAAGUGUAAUAGUACCAACGAGAUAUGUUUUAUCAACCGUCAAUCGUCACCGACUGGAAACCUUUACUCCUCCGGCUGCAUUGAUGCUGAUGUAAGUCAUACAUGCAAUACAAUUAGUCUAACUGGCGAAUAUGAUUUUAUUCUAACAUUCUCUGUGAAGUUACACAAUUUACGAAAGGACUAUGGAUUUGUUUCCGUUAUAUAUCCCGCAAUAGUAUAUUGUACUCUAACAAUUUCGCUUAUUUAACAUGCCACUUUUACU